This is a messenger RNA of Arctia plantaginis, 5334 nucleotides long. NCBI's taxonomy places the organism in Eukaryota, Metazoa, Arthropoda, Insecta, Lepidoptera, Erebidae. The record is from the annotation of a GenBank genome assembly.
AUGAGCUCUCCGCCCGCUGUCCAGUUGGAGGUGGAAGUUGGUGACGAAUCUAUGGAGGACGACACUACUGACAUGAUUCCUGCUGACAGGUUCACGUUGCCAGCUCGGGCUGAUGCUAUUGUGGAGCUAUGGAGAACGAAGAUGGAGGAGGGCGUACUGUCCCCGGCACACUUUCUAGACCAUUGGAGGGUGACCGUACCACGGAUAUAUUCACCACAGCCGAACAGGACCUGCUUAGACUGGUCGUUUGACGAAGAACUAGCAGCAAAACUUCUUAUUCAGCCGCUAGAGCAAUUUGUGUGGGGUAACAGCGAUGGGUCACAACCCCCACUGCCCAGGCGGUCUACACUCUGCGGAAGGGUAUUCAAGCAGGGUGACCCUGCUUACAGCUGCCGAGAAUGCGGCAUGGACAAUACAUGCGUCUUAUGCGUGGAGUGCUUCAAGGUGUCAGCUCACAGGCAUCACAAAUACAAGAUGGGUCAGUCGAGCGGUGGAGGUUGCUGCGACUGUGGCGACACAGAAGCUUGGAAACGAGAUCCUUUCUGCGAACUUCAUGCUGCUUCAGAAGAUGACAAUCAAGCUGAAGCGAAUAUGAAACCAGAAGUGGUGGAGAGGAUGAAAAUCGUAGCUUCUGUUUGCCUGUCGUACUGUCUCCGGCUUCUGACACGCGACCAUGCACCUGGCCUACCCAACGAUCUCAGACUAAAAGACGCAGAACGAGACCUAUUACAGAUAUUGGAUCAGCCCGAUUGCUACUGCACUGUGUUGUACAAUGAUGAAACCCACACAUUCGAUCAGGUUAUAACAACUCUAGUGAGGGUAACAAAAUGCAAUCAGCGAGAUUCCUUAGAACUGGUGAGUCUCAUCGACCGCGAAGGACGAGCCUUGGUUAAAUGUAACUCUUUCCAAAUUUGUGAUAAACUCAAGACCGACAUUGAAAUGUUCACUUCGCGCCACGGGCCCAGUCUCAAGGUGCUCGUCAUGCACGCGCACGUCAUCGCCCACCAGACCUUCGCGAUGAAGAUGCUGCACUGGCUGCAAAACUUCGUUAGCCAGGAGCCCAGUCUCCGUCUAGCAGUCAGUCAGGUAGCCCUUGGUGAAGACGCUUGGGGAGCGAACACUUCUGUGGCUGGUGGAGGAGGGGUCGCUUGCGGUGUGAUGCAGAACGAUUCACGAAUGUGGAAAGCCGCCAGAACCGCUUGGCAUCGGCUUCUGAUUGCCACUACCCUAAUGGACUAUGCUACAAAAAGGAGCAUGGCCAUUUUGUUUACCAAAAACUACGGUUCCAUACUCAAGGACUUCAUACGUGACGAUCACGACCACUCGUUCUCAAUAUCAUCGCUGUCGGUCCAGCUGUACACCACGCCGACGUUGGCGCACCAUCUUAUAGCAAAGCACGACGCUCUGUUCGUAGUGCUGAACACUUUUGUCAGCGAGUGUAAUCGACGAUGCAAUAAUGGACGCCUGGAGUUUGACCGCAAUCAUGUUCCCAUGGCGUUCAAACGCGCUCAAUUCAUUUUGUACGACAUCAAGUACCUGCUCGGUUCAGUGCCGCCCACGUUUGACGAUGAGCUCCGGAAGGGCUUCAUGCACGGCAUGUCGUUAAUGCUCAACUUGCUCGUCAUGAUGCAGGGAAUGGACUCUGUCGUGAGACAGAUUGGCCAGCAUAUGGAAUAUGAACCUGAAUGGGAGUCAGCGUUCAACCUACACGUGAAAUUAGCACACAGUAUCACGCUAUCGCUGGAGUGGUGCGCGGCAGAGAAAUCGCUAGCAGCUGCCGUUUACCGCAUGGCGCUAAGAAAACACAGCGAGAAUUAUACACCACCACCUAAAGUCGUUCGAGAGAUGGGCGAGCAGAGCGCGUCCGUGAUCCCAUACGACGUGUCGAGCGAGCCCGUGUCCAUCCACCGGCCGCUGUCGCGCUACAUCGCCGGCCUGCACCUGCUGCUGCACCAGCACGGCCUGUCCUACCACUCGCGCGAGUUCGACCGCCAGGACAAGCCCAAGCCUACGCCUGAGGAACUUAUCGAACCUGUGCUCCAGACCAUGGCGAUGAUAGGACAAGUUCACGCAGGCAUGUGGCGCCGCAAUGGGUUCGCGCUCAUCAACCAGCUCUACUUCUACCAAAAUGUCAAAUGCCGCGCUGAGAUGUUGGACAGAGAUGUUGUCAUGUUACAGGUCGGCGCAUCUCUUCUCGAAAGCAACGAGUUCAUAAUUCACGUACUAAACAAGUUCAACCUACUGGAGUGGACGUCUUCGAAUUUCGAACGGCACAGCAUAGAAGAUGACACUCUGAGACACACCAUCAGUAUGGUCGAGGAGUUCUUGGGACUACUGAUUACAAUUGUCGGUUCCCGAUAUGUGCCAGGAGUUGGAGAAGUAACCAAUGAAGACAGAACAAAGAAGGAGAUCAUACAGAUGCUCUGUUACAAACCGAUGCCACACUCUGAACUUAAUAGAUCACUCCCAGAAGAUCAACUCCAUGAGACAGGACUAGAAGCAGUAAUCCACGAAGUGGCCGACUUCAUUAAGCCUACGGGCGGGAACAACCGCGGCGUUUACAAACUCAAACCACAUCUUUAUGACGAAUACGACACUUUCUUCUACCACUACACCAGAGAGGAGCUGUCCAGGAGUGAGGAGGAACAGAGGACUAGGAGGAAGAAUGCUGGGCUGGCGGAGUGCUGCCCGCCGCCGCCGCUGCCCCGGCUGGCGCCGCCGUUCCGCCUGCUCGCCAACCUGCUGCAGAGCGACGCGGCGCAGCACGUACUGCGCGUCGUGCUGAGCCGCGCGCUCGACCUGCGCGCGCGCUCCUUCUCCGAGACGCAAGUGCACAAGGCUCUACAUUUGAUGGGCUACGCACUCCGUGAUGAGGAGAGCGGCCACUACGAGUUUCUAGCUUUCGCAGAGAGUGCGGCCCGCGGUGGUCUUAUGGGGCUGCUGCAGAAGCUCACUACCAGCCCCAGGGUCGACGCACAUCGACAACUUGCCAAAUGGGUUCUCGCCAAAAUGAAAUCCCUUCUUGGACAAAACGAUGAACAUUUGGGCGAUGGUGAAAGCAUGGAGACAGAUUCGGAGGAGAAGCCCAGCUCAGAUGCAGCAGCUGAAGCAGAGAAAUCGCGGCGAGCUAAGCUAGCGGCAGAACGUCGAGCAAAAUUAAUGGCACAGAUGCAGACUCAGAUGAAUAACUUCAUAUCCAAUAAUGCAACACUCUUUGAGGAAACGACUACUGAGGUAACAGCAGAGGAACAAGAGCUUCGUCCGUUGUACUGCGGCUCGGCGCUCGGAGUUUGGGGCGGCGGGGUCCCGGAGCCGACACGCGUUUGCAUCUUGUGUCAGGAGGAAGGGCGCGUGGAUGGGAAAACCGAGCCCAUGGUGCUGGUGGCGUUCGUGCAGCAGUCGUCGGUGCUGAACCGGCUGCGGCGCGGCGGCUGCGGCCGCAUCCCCGAGGCGUGGCGCGCGUCCUGGCUGCCGGCCGGCCUCGGCCUCCAGCCGCACGUGUCCAGCUGCGGACACGCGCUGCACGCCGCCUGCUGGCGGAACUACGUCGACAACGUGCAGGACAAGGAGAACAGGAGGCCUUACCGGGGCAGACAACCAGCUGCCUUCGACGUGGAAAAAAAAGAAUAUCUGUGCCCUCUUUGCGAACGGCUAUGCAACACGGCUCUCCCGUUACUGUCCGCACCAUCUCUUCCUGUGGGCGCACCACCCCUACUGUCUGAAGAAAUGUAUAACGAAUCAGUCAAUAUGAUUUUGAAACUGAAGCACCAAGUUAGCUCUGAAGCUAUUCACAUAUGUACCGAGUUCUGCGAAGAAAUGCACUGCCAGGCCAGGGCUCGCAGCGUGGGCGCCAUGUCCUCGGACAUGGAAGAUGGAGAGUCGGCUGAUGAAUCAGAGGUGUACGUGUCGACACAUGCCGAAAACCUACUGUCUGGAGAAUUCUUAGCGCACUUUGAAGGGGAGAUUCCGGCGUAUCAUGAAAUGACUAAAACGUUGAUUGAAGAUUUUGCUAAUAUUCUUCCAAUCACCGAGUAUGGUGGUAUGGUGUCUAGCGCUGCUCUUUACAGAGCCACCUCAUACACAGUAAUUAGUACAAACGCAGUGCUACAAGCUGAAAACAGGCCUUUAUUGGGCGACCUCCCCGCUAGACACAAGGACACUCUUCAGGCUCUCAUUCGUCUAGCUGCAGCAAUACCUGCUGUCUGGGCCUCGCCUAAGCAUCUCGCCCAUCACGCAUUAAGUUCUCUCAAUACGUUGGAGUGUACUUCACCCUUAACACAUGAGCCCUUCGGCACUUUAGUGUCGUUAGUACUUACAGCUCCCUCAUUGUUCUGUAAAGUCGCCGGUCCGGCUCGACCCAACAAUCUAGCCCGACAAAUAUCUUUGCAGUGCUUUAGAGCCAAUUUAACAAGAGCUUUACUAGUCGCCGAUCUGUCUAGCUGCAAGAGUGUACCUAUGGAAGAGCAAGGGGAUUAUAAAAACUCUUCAGAAUUGGAUUCUUUACUGCCUUUCAUAAAAGAACUUCGAAAAGGUGUAUUAGAAGAGAAUUUGAACCCUGUAGAAGUAUGGGCGAAGAUAAAAAGUCAAUGUCACGCCUUUUUGAGAUGUUGUUGCUUAUUCUUCUUCUUCUUGAGUGACAUAAACCCACCUUCAGAAUUGACAGUUGUAGGUGGUGAUACUUGGGACACGAUGUGCGGAUACCUUGGUCUCCCUUCAUCAUAUAAGGAAUUAAUAGACAUGUAUUCAACGAAGAAGAAGAUUACUGAGUGGGUGGGCUUAUCAUCUGAAUGGUUUAACGGAGAGAUACCAGCACGUGUAGUAACUGAUCCUGAUGAACCACCUCGACUGAUCCCGUUGCCUGAUGAUUUCUCAGAGUUGAUGAAUAUAGUAUCCGAGUUCUCUUGUCCCAAUUCUGAGAGGGAAGACAGUAAGAAGCCAACGAUGUGCUUGGUGUGUGGACAGAUUCUUUGCUCGCAGAGUUAUUGCUGCCAAGCUGAUAUACCAAAGGCGGGGCUGCGCGGCGAGACGACGCGCGUGGGGGCGGUGGUGGCGCACUGCGUGCAGUGCGGGGGCGGCGCCGGCGCGUUCCUGCGCGUGCGCGAGUGCGAGCUGCUGCUGCUGGCGGCGCCCGCGCGCGGCGCCAAGCUGCCCGCGCCCUUCCUCGACUCGUACGGCGAGACCGACCAGGGUCUGCGUCGCGGGAACCCUCUCACCCUUUGCCCGGAGCGGUACGAGCAGCUCCGCAUGCUGUGGCUGAGUCACGGCCUACACGAGCGCAUCGCGCGGUCCCUCGACACGAGCGUCCUGGUUAUCACCACUUGGCAGAACUUGUGA